This is a messenger RNA of Penicillium alfredii, 1548 nucleotides long. Its product is annotated as GABA permease GabA. The record is from RefSeq and is a predicted model, not a curated record. The transcript is spliced from 19 exons. Gene Ontology annotation, biological process: transmembrane transport. Lineage: Eukaryota; Fungi; Ascomycota; Eurotiomycetes; Eurotiales; Aspergillaceae. Gene Ontology annotation, cellular component: membrane. The coding region runs from base 1 to 1548 and encodes 515 amino acids. Gene Ontology annotation, molecular function: transmembrane transporter activity.
AUGAAGGACGACAAUGCCGACGAUGAUACUCAGCUGGCCCAGAUGGGCCACAAGGCAGAGUUGAAACGUCACUUUUCAUUAUUGUCUAUGCUGGGGCUUGCAUUUGCGAUUCUAAAUUCAUGGACUGCGCUGUCAGCGAGUCUAUCUCUCAGUCUACCCUCGGGUGGUAGUGCUAGUGUGGUCUGGGGCCUGGUUACCGCAGGCAUUUGCAAUUUGUGCAUGGCGGCCUCUCUGGCCGAGUUCCUUUCUGCAUACCCUACUGCUGGAGGCCAAUAUCAUUGGGUUGCUGUCAUCACUGGAGAAAAGUGGAUGCCAAUCCUGUCCUGGAUAACUGGCUGGGUGAACUGCUCUGGCUGGGUGGCUCUUGUAGCCACAGGUGGCCUGCUGGGCAGCGAGUUGAUCCAGGGUGUGAUCUCUCUGAUGAACCCGGCCUACAAACCCCAGCAAUGGCACCAGUUCUUGAUUUACCUGGGUUAUAAUAUCGCCGCGUUCAUCAUCAAUGCUUUCAUGAACAAUCUGCUCCCCUACGUCAACAAAGCUGCCUUUAUCUGGUCUUUGACUGGUUUUGCCGUGAUUUGCAUUACGGUUCUUGCAUGUGCCUCGCCGAACUAUAACUCCGGCGAUUUUGUCUUUCGGGAGUUUGUCAACAAGACAGGAUGGCCUGAUGGAAUUGCCUGGUUGCUCGGGCUGCUGCAAGGUGGACUCGGUGUGACUGGAUUUGAUGGUGUUGCCCAUAUGAUUGAAGAAAUCCCCAAUGCCUCGGUGGAAGGGCCUAAAAUCAUGAUUGCCUGCGUUGGAAUCGGGACCGUAACUGGAUCAAUCUUUCUUGUCGUCUUGCUUUUUGUGGCGGGCAAUAUCUUCAAUAUCAUCGACUCUCCGGCCACCCCACUUCUCGCUAUCCUGAAGAAUGCUACCGGGAACAACGCUGGGGCGAUCUGCCUUUUAAUUUUCCCUCUCAUUUGCAUCUUGUUUGCUGCCACGGCCAUAAUGACCACGAGUAGUCGCAUGUGCUAUGCCUUUGCGAGAGAUGGCGGUCUGCCAGCAUCCCCCUUCUUUUCCAAGGUCCACCCCAAGUUGAAAGUCCCUCUGAAUGCGCUCUAUCUCAAUCUGGGAUUGGUCACGGUGUUCGGUCUGAUCUUCCUCGGCUCUUCAAGUGCCUUCAACGCUAUUAUUUCCUCUUCGGUAGUUUUGUUGGAUCUCGCUUAUGGCAUCCCCAUCGCGGUGAAUUGCGUUCAAGGGCGGAAGAUGCUCCCUGCUCGGCCAUUCGUUCUACCCAAUGUCUUGGGUUGGAUCUUGAAUAUUAUUUCUUUGGUCUAUAUCACCUUGACGACCGUUCUCUUCCUCUUUCCUCCUAACCUGCAUCCCACGGGCAGCAGUAUGAACUACUGCGUUGUUGCCUUUGCCAUUAUCCUAAUCAUCUCUAGUUUCCAAUGGAUCGUGGACGGACGCAAGAACUACGUCGGCCCCAGAAUUGAGGUGGAAGUGCUGGCAGGACAGGCCGGGGGCCCUGCUGAACCACCGGUGCCAUAUGUUGAACAUGAGAAAUAG